ACUCCAAAAAUGGAAUGGAAUGUUCAAAAUCAAAGGCAGCAAUGUAUCAUUCAUUGAUGAUGUCAUUAACAUAUGAUUGGAAUUCGCUGAUGUCAUCAGAAUUCUUUAACUAGGCACUCUCGUCAGAGGAGUGAAUCAGAAUUCAGAUCUUACAGAACUACGGUGAGGAAAAUAACCGACACGCUGACCACUGAUUUCGGAGAAUCUUUCAGAGAAACUGCAUUUUCAGGUACAACUUAAAUCCUGAUUCUUCUUCUAAGAAUGGCGAGCUCUACUUUUCAAAACGGGAUGGUGCCUAGACCGCCGACGUCCUUCGAAUACUGGAGCAUGCACAACUCACUCCAAGGACAAAUCUGUCAUCUUCAAAAACAGUUGAGCAUGGAAUACAACUGGAGAGUACAGGUUAGCCAAGAGUUGGAGGACACCAAACAACAACUGUCCAACCAAAAACGUCUUAAGGAAGUAUUCAUUAAUAAAGAGAAAGAAGCCAAAAAAGAGCUUGCGAGACUGCAGAACUAUAGUGACACAGAAACUCUCAAAGCCUCAAAUAUUGCUUCACAGGUUAGGAGUAACAUUAAGAGGAGGAAAAAGAGAGACCUCCAACAGGAUUAUGAAGAGCUCAAGGUAGCACACAUAAUCAAUGAGGAAAAGUUCAAUGCUGAGCUGCAGGCUCACAAAGAUAAGAUCAAGACUCUCGAGGAUGAGCUAAAGCUCUACCAAGAGAAUUGUAACACCAGCUUGCAAACAGAGGAGAACAACAAGGUUCAGGACGAACCAAAUCUCAGCCAGGAAAAGCUCACUGCUGAGCUCAAAACUGAGAAAGAGAACCAUGAGGUCCUCCAGAACCAACUUAAGCUCAGCCUGGAAAAGCUCGCCGCUGAGCUCAAAACAGAGAAGGAGAACCAUGAGGUUCUCCAGAACCAACUUAAGCUCAGCCUGGAAAAGCUCGCCGCUGAGCUCAAAACCGAGAAAGAGAACCACAAAGUUGUCCAGAACCAACUUAAGCUCAGCCUGGAAAAUCUCGCCGCUGAGCUCAAAACCGAGAAAGAGAACCACGAGGUUCUCCAGAACCAACUUAGGCUCGGCCAGGAAAAGCUCGCCGCUGAGCUCAAAACCGAGAAAGAGAACCAUGAGGUUCUCCAGAACCAACUUAAGCUUGGCCAGGAAAAGCUCGCCGCUGAGCUCAAAACCGAGAAAGAGAACCACAAAGUUCUCCAGAACCAACUUAAGCUUGGCCAGGAAAAGCUCGCCGCUGAGCUCAAAACCGAGGAAGAGAACCACAAAGUUGUCCAGAACCAACUUAAGCUUGGCCAGGAAAAGCUCGCCGCUGAGCUCAAAACAGAGAGGGAGAACCACGAGGUUCUCCAGAACCAACUUAAGCUCGGCCAGGAAAAGCUCGCCGCUGAGCUCAAAACCGAGAAAGAGAACCACGAGGUUCUCCAGAACCAACUUAAGCUCGGCCAGGAAAAGCUCGCCGCUGAGCUCAAAACCGAGAAAGAGAACCACAAGGUUCUCCAGAACCAACUUAAGCUCGGCCAGGAAAAGCUCGCCGCUGAGCUCAAAACCGAGGAAGAGAACCACAAAGUUGUCCAGAACCAACUUAAGCUCGGCCAGGAAAAGCUCGCCGCUGAGCUCAAAACAGAGAAGGAGAACCACGAGGUUCUCCAGAACCAACUUAAGCUCGGCCAGGAAAAGCUCGCCGCUGAGCUCAAAACCGAGAAAGAGAACCACAAGGUUCUCCAGAACCAACUUAAGCUCGGCCAGGAAAAGCUCGCCGCUGAGCUCAAAACCGAGGAAGAGAACCACAAAGUUGUCCAGAACCAACUUAAGCUUGGCCAGGAAAAGCUCGCCGCUGAGCUCAAAACCGAGAAAGAGAACCACAAGGUUCUCCAGAACCAACUUAAGCUUGGCCAGGAAAAGCUCGCCGCUGAGCUCAAAACUGAGAAGGAGAACCACGAGGUUCUCCAGAACCAACUUAAGCUCGGCCAGGAAAAGCUCGCCGCUGAGCUAAAAACAGAAAAGGAGAACCAUGAGGUUCUCCAGAACCACCUUAAGCUCGGCCAGGUAAAGCUCGCCGCUGAGCUCAAAACCGAGAAAGAGAACCACGAGGUUCUCCAGAACCAACUUAAGCUCGGCCAAGAAAAGCUCGCCGCUGAGCUCAAAACCGAGAAAGAGAACCACGAGGUUCUCCAGAACCAACUUAAGCUCAGCCUGGAAAAGCUCGCCGCUGAGCUCAAAACCGAGAAAGAGAACCACGAGGUUCUCCAGAACCAACUUAAGCUCGGCCAAGAAAAUCUCGCCGCUGAGCUCAAAACCGAGAAAGAGAACCACGAGGUUCUCCAGAACCAACUUAAGCUCAGCCUGGAAAAGCUCGCCGCUGAGCUCAAAGCCGAGAAAGAGAACCACGAGGUUCUCCAGAACCAACUUAAGCUCUGCCAGGAAAAGCUCGCUGCUGAGCAGGAGGAACAUGAGAAUGACCUACCCCAAGCAGAAGAGACUGAAACAGCCCCCAGGAAAUCAACCUUUAAGAGAUUCCGCCACUUCCUGGGUUUACGGAAACCACAAAGGUGGAAGAGGCCAGCAGUGGCCACAUCAACCAGCGGCGAAUAAGCUGCCUCCCCCUCUAUCACCCACUGUAAGGAAAUCGAUCUCAUUCAUGGCAGACGUGAGGCCCGGCCAAGGCAGAUGGCCCCACCAUGAGCCCGGUUCUGCUCAGGGAAUUUUUCCUUGCCGCCGACGCCAAGUUGCAUGCUCGUGGUGGACUCUUGGGUCUAAUUUGACAUUGCAGGAAAUGCACAGGUGUUCCCCAGAGGUUCACCUGUUAUUUUCCAGCCAAAAAAGUCUGCUAUGAAAACAAUUACUCCAAUUACAUCUCCUUCAAGGGUGAACAGAGGGAUUGCAAAAACAACAAAACAAAGAAAAACUAACCCCCCCCCCCAAAAAAAACAAACAAAAACAAAACAAAAAAAAUAAA
This is a messenger RNA of Lates calcarifer (barramundi perch), 2974 nucleotides long. Its product is annotated as synaptonemal complex protein 1-like. Lineage: Eukaryota; Metazoa; Chordata; Actinopteri; Centropomidae. Bases 262 to 2610 code for a protein of 782 amino acids. The transcript has a single exon. The record is from RefSeq and is a predicted model, not a curated record.